GCAUUACACAAAUAACUGUUUUAUUGAAACCGCAGAGACCUUCCUUUCAUUUUCUACGUUUGUCAGUACUCUACUCAGCACCGACUGCUUCAAACACAAUGCGUGCCAAAGGCGAUGGAGCAUAAUCCCUUGAGUAGGAAGCUGAGAUUCAGGUGCGAGGAGAGGACAGGACACGUAAGAGACACUAGCAACAAGGAGGCUGAUAGGUCCUGACCUAUAGUCCUAACUCAUACUCCUAAUCAGUAGGUGGCGGUACUGCACCUAAAAGUUGUUUGCUAACCACCAGUAAAACUCAGGAAGGAGACUGAUCGUUGGCAUGCUCUCAACCCAGGAAAAACUUCAAGCUUUACAAGAUGCUGUUUUAAACCAGUUUCCACGGCCAAAGCUGAUGUUAGAAAAUCCAUCAACAGUAGAAUAUGCAAGCUAAGACACCAGACCUUUCCUCACCAGAGCGGGAAGCUGUGGAGGAGUUGUGGCCCGGCAUUCGCAACAGCCGGUACAGCGUGCCUCACAUCACCCUGGCUCCAGACACCCGGAGACGACCGAGGCAGCCAGCGAGCGAGCACCGGUCUCGAUGCAGCUUCACGGAUCGCGUUCAGGCGAACAGAGACGCCAUCGCCCAAAAUGAAAACGGUAAGACUCCGCUUGUCAUUGUAACCUGCACUGCUUGCCACAUGUACAGUUUAGCUUCUUCCGUCAGCACAGAGGGGUUUACAUGUGUUAAGUGUAUUGAAGUAGUAAGGCUGACGGAGAAGGUUGCAGAACUAGAAGCGCACAUCCGAACGCUCGUUGAGGACAGUAAGACCGCUAAUGCUAAUGUUAAUGUUUCAAACACUGUUUCGGGUGCACCUACGGUAACGCGUAGUACACAUAGCUCGGUUCCGGCAACUGAGUUAACACGGCCGACUAACUGGGUGACUGUCAGGCGGCGUAGUCAUAUUCGAUGCCCAUCGAAGUCCCCCCUAGUAAUUUCUAACAGAUUCGACAUUCUAAACAAUACACCGGCUGAGACAUCUGUUAAAGGUGCCCUUGUUAUUGGAGACUCGAUACUUAAGAACGUGAACAUUGAGGCACCAGCCACCAUAGUUGACUGUAUACCGGGAGCCAGAUCGUCAGACAUUAGAUCCAAACUUAAAGUACUGGCUAAUGCUAAGCGUAAGUUUUCUAAAAUUGUUAUUCAUGCCGGCGCAAAUGACACCAGACUCCGCCAGUCAGAGAUCACCAAAGAUACUAUUAAAGAGGUGUGUGAAAUUGCAAAAACAAUGUCAGAUAAUGUAAUUUGCUCUGGUCCCCUCCCCGCCUACCGGGGUGAUGAAACUUAUAGCAGAUUAGUGUCUCUUCACCACUGGAUGUCAAAAUGGUGCCCUCAGCAUAACGUAGGGUUUAUAGAUAAUUGGAAACACUUCAGGGGGAGACCUGACCUGCUAAAGAGAGAUGGCCUUCAUCCGUCAUCGGAAGGAUAUGCUAUACUCUCUAGAAAUCUGACCAAUACUCUAAAUUCUAAUACAGUCUGAC
This is a messenger RNA of Misgurnus anguillicaudatus (oriental weatherfish), 1515 nucleotides long. Lineage: Eukaryota; Metazoa; Chordata; Actinopteri; Cypriniformes; Cobitidae. The record is from RefSeq and is a predicted model, not a curated record.